Messenger RNA from Diuraphis noxia (Russian wheat aphid), 1530 nucleotides. RefSeq names its product NFX1-type zinc finger-containing protein 1-like. Gene Ontology annotation, biological process: regulatory ncRNA-mediated heterochromatin formation. Gene Ontology annotation, cellular component: nuclear RNA-directed RNA polymerase complex. NCBI's taxonomy places the organism in Eukaryota, Metazoa, Arthropoda, Insecta, Hemiptera, Aphididae. The record is from RefSeq and is a predicted model, not a curated record.
AUGGCUGCAUAUUACAAUAUCAAGAAAUCCGACCACAACGAAAAGACCACCAUUAGAGAAGCUGUCGACAAAAAAAUUAGCAACACUGAGUACGAAGAAAUGGAGAAUAAGCUAUACAGAUUUGAUAAUUACAAAGAAGAAAUAACUUGUGGAGAUUUGGCAGAUGUAUUGAAUUAUGCUAAGCAGUUCACGGGCGACGACUCGUCGACUACCGUGAUCGCUCAACCGGAGGAACCCUCCAGCAUUGGACCGGAUGAGAUGAAAAUAAUUGCAGACAACGUGAUUGUAGCGCCGCCCGUAGAAUUAAAAAUUAAGCGAAAUGACGAAGCGUUGGACGUCACGCCAACCAAGGGAAAGGAUGUCACUCUCCCUUUUUGGGACUCGUUCGUCAGGCUGGACCCGGGAGUCACUCCGGCAAUAYCCGAWCCUCCACGAGCGGGCAUCUUGAUGCGAAUCAUCAACGCCAUGUGGAGAGGCAUGACAAGUGCCGCACACAUGCCAAAUAUGCGUAUUUAUUUUGAAGCAAAGAUUACAAAAAAGUAUUAUAAAGAAAAAGAAACUUUUUUAGUACAUUUUUUCACUAAAGAAGAUUGCUCAAUUAAUUCAAAAAAAUUUAUGUUUGAAUCACUGUUGGUAUUUAGUGAUGAUAAUUUUAAUUCAAUGUUUUUUGCUACAGUUAUAAGAAUGAAUCCACAAAUAGUAUCACCAAUAAAAACAUUAUCAAUUCAGCCUUUGGGUGAUAAAUCAUCAAUUAAAUUGAAUUCUUCUUAUACUAUGGCUGAAUCUGAUGCAUAUUUUUUACCUUACAUGCAUAGUAUGAGUGUUUUGAAGACAUUUGACCACUAUAACUUUCCAAUGAAAUCGUAUAUUGUAUAUGGAAAAACUAAACCUAAAAUUCCGGCAUACUUAAAAUAUAAUUCAAAAAUAUACAAUAUUAAUGGUUCACAGUUUAAUAUUUUAAAUGAUGAACUUUGGCCUGAUAACAAGGUUCUAGGACUUGACUGUGCUCAAAGAAUGGCAUUUAAAGCGGCAUUAACUGAAGAAUUUACUGUAAUUCAAGGACCUCCUKGUACUGGAAAAACAUAUAUUGGUCUUAGAAUAGCCAGGAGUAUUAUAGAGAAUAUGUAUGAAACAAAUAUACUCAGAAAACCAAUUGUAGUUGUUUGUUAUACAAAUCAUGCUUUAGAUCAAUUUCUUGAAGGUUUAAUUAAUAUCACUAAAAAAAUAACAAGAAUUGGUGGUGGAUGUAAAUCUGUUGUUUUAAAAUCGCAUGUAUUAGCAAAUAUUAAGUGUCCUUCAGCACUAUUGCAUUUGAGUAAAUCAUAUGUAGUCGGACUCACUACUACUGGAGCUGCAAUGAGACAUUCUCUGUUGUUGGAACUAAAACCCCCUAUAGUUAUUGUGGAAGAAGCUGCUGAAGUCUUAGAGUCACACAUAGUUGCGUCCUUAACUGAAUCUUGUCAACACUUAAUUUUAAUUGUUGACUGCCAUGCGGCCGCCGGCGUCCGUAUAAAAAUAAUUAGGUAUUGA